Molecule: messenger RNA, 9533 nt
Organism: Closterium sp. Naga37s-1
Lineage: Eukaryota; Viridiplantae; Streptophyta; Zygnematophyceae; Desmidiales; Closteriaceae
Source: the annotation of a GenBank genome assembly
AUCACCUUGUACCCCCUCUGCCCCUCCCUUUUCUCCCCGCACCCAUUGCUUUCUCCCUCCCUGCCUUGAUUUCCCGCACCCCUGCCCUUGUUUCCUACCAUCCCUGCCCCUCGUUUCCCCUCUUUGUACGUUCACCCUCUUCCCUCCCUGCCCCUCCCUUCUCCCCCCCUGCCCUUUGCUUUCCCCUCGUUACGCUCCCUUCUCCCCAUCCCUGCUGCCCUCUUACCACCAUCAGCCCGUCCCUACCCACCACCAGCCCCCCUCCCACCCUUCUCCCCCCCCCCCUCUCCCUCUCUCUCCUCUCUCUCUCUCUCUUCUCUCCGCACACACACACCACACACACUCCCCUCCCCCACCCCCCACCCACAUCCUCCCGUUCUGCCCCUCCCUGCCCCUGUUCCACCCCCUCGCACGCCCCUCACCUCUCACCUCCGUUCAACUGGAUUCCCCCCCUCAUGGUGCAUCCCUUGCAUCGCUCGCCCCUCUGCUCACCCUCUUGCCCGCCCCUUUUCCUUGCCCUCAGCUGGCCAAGCCCCUGCCCGUUGCUGCCCACUCCCCUUUGCCCCCUCAACUUCCCCUGCCCCCACGUACACCCCACUCCCGUCCAACCGCCCCCACCCUCCCCCGCUGCCCGUUUCCCGCUCUCCACCCCCCGCGACCGUUGCGGCUUCCAACCGCCCAACGGUGUCACACCCCCUGCCCCUCAUGCCAUCCGCUCCCCCCGCCCCUACCCUCCGCGUGCCCGCUCCCUCGCCGCCUCUUUUGGACCCUCCCUGCCCCCCUCGCCGUUACCCACCGCUCGCCAUUCGCUCCUCCCCGCCCGUGCCCUCCCCUCGUUUACCUUCGCCUCCCCCCUCCCCUCCUCUGCUGCACGCCUCUUCCUUCCCCUCGCUAACCCACUCCACUCCCUGCCCCUCCUCAAUCCGCACCCUGCCCCUCGUUUCUCGCCCCCCUAUGCUUGGUUUCUCCCCCCCUGCCCUUUGCUUUCCCCUCGUUACGCUCCCUUCUCCCCAUCCCUGCUGCCCUCUUACCACCAUCAGCCCGUCCCCACCACCAGCCCCCCUCCCACCCUUCUCCCCCCCCCCCCUCUCCCUCUCUCUCUCUCUCUCUCUAUCUCUCUCACUCUCUCUCUCUCUCUCUCUCUUUCUCUCGCACACACACACACACACACACUCCCCUCCCCCACCCCCCACCCACAUCCUCCCGUUCUGCCCCUCCCUGCCCCUGUUCCACCCCCUCGCACGCCCCUCACCUCUCACCUCCGUUCAACUGGAUUCCCCCCCUCUGGUGCAUCCCUUGCAUCGCUCGCCCCUCUGCUCACCCUCUGCCCGCCCCUUUUCCUUGCCCUCAGCUGGCCCAGCCCCUGCCCGUUGCUGCCCCUCCCCUUGCCCCCUCAACUCCCCUGCCCCCCGUACACCCCACUCCCGUCCAACCGCCCCCACCCUCCCCCGGCUGCCCGUUUCCGCUCUCCACCCCCGCGACCGUGUGCGGCUUCCAACCGCCCAACGGUGUCACACCCCCUGCCCCCUCAUGCCAUCCGCUCCCCCCGCCCCUACCCUCCGCGUGCCCGCUCCCUCGCCGCCUCUUUUGACCCUCCCUGCCCCCCUCGCCGUUACCCACCGCUCGCCAUUCGCUCCUCCCCGCCCGUGCCCUCCCCUCGUUUACCUUCGCCUCCCCCCUCCCCUCCUCUGCUGCACGCCUCUUCCUUCCCCUCGCUAACCCACUCCACUCCCUGCCCCUCCUCAAUCCGCACCCUGCCCUCGUUUCUCGCCCCCCUACGCUUGGUUUCUCCCCUCCCUGCCCCUCGCCGCCUUUCUCCGCUCCCCACCUCCCCCCUCUCCCUGCCCCCCCCACUCUCCUCCACUUGCCCUUGGCUUCCCCACCUCCCUGCCCCACCUUUCCCCCCUCCGUGUGCUCAGCUUCUCCCCUCCCUGCCUCUCCCUCCUCCCCGCCCUGCCCCUCAUUUUCCGCCCCCCACGCCCGGUUUCUCCCCUCCCUGCACCUCCCUUUCUUUCUCCGUGCCUCUCCUUUGCUCCCUCCCUGCCCCCGCCUGCCCAUGCCCCUGUCUUUGGUUUCUCCCCUCCCUGCCCCACGUUUCUUCCCUCCCUGAGAUCACCUUGUACCCCCUCUGCCCCUCCCUUGUUCUCCCCGCACCCAUUGCUUCUCCCCUCCCUGCCCUUGAUUUCCCGCACCCCUGCCCUUGUUUCCUACCAUCCAUGCCCCUCGUUUCCCCUCUUUGUACGUUCACCCUCUUCCCUCCCUGCCCCUCCCUUCCUCCCCCCCUGCCCUUUGCUUUCCCCUCGUUACGCUCCCUUCUCCCCAUCCCUGCUGCCCUCUUACCACCAUCAGCCCCCCCUGCCCGUUGCUGCCCCUCCCCUUGCCCCCUCAACUCCCCUGCCCCCCGUACACCCCACUCCCGUCCAACCGCCCCCACCCUCCCCCGGCUGCCCGUUUCCGCUCUCCACCCCCGCGACCGUGUGCGGCUUCCAACCGCCCAACGGUGCUUCUCCCCUCCCUGCCUCUCCCUCCUCCCCGCCCUGCCCCUCAUUUUCCGCCCCCCCACGCCCGGUUUCUCCCCUCCCUGCACCUCCCUUUCUUUCUCCGUGCCUCUCCUUUGCUCCCUCCCUGCCCCCGCCUGCCCAUGCCCCUGUCUUUGGUUUCUCCCCUCCCUGCCCCACGUUUCUUCCCUCCCUGAGAUCACCUUGUACCCCCUCUGCCCCUCCCUUGUUCUCCCCGCACCCAUUGCUUCUCCCCUCCCUGCCCUUGAUUUCCCGCACCCCUGCCCUUGUUUCCUACCAUCCAUGCCCCUCGUUUCCCCUCUUUGUACGUUCACCCUCUUCCCUCCCUGCCCCUCCCUUCCUCCCCCCCUGCCCUUUGCUUUCCCCUCGUUACGCUCCCUUCUCCCCAUCCCUGCUGCCCUCUUACCACCAUCAGCCCGUCCCCACCACCAGCCCCCCUCCCACCCUUCUCCCCCCCCCCCCUCUCCCUCUCUCUCUCUCUCUCUCUCUCUUUCUCUCGCACACACACACACACACACACUCCCCUCCCCCACCCCCCACCCACAUCCUCCCGUUUCUCCCCUCCCUGCCCCUGUUCCACCCCCUCGCACGCCCCUCACCUCUCACCUCCGUUCAACUGGAUUCCCCCCCUCUGGUGCAUCCCUUGCAUCGCUCGCCCCUCUGCUCACCCUCUGCCCGCCCCUUUUCCUUGCCCUCAGCUGGCCCAGCCCCUGCCCGUUGCUGCCCCUCCCCUUGCCCCCUCAACUCCCCUGCCCCCCGUACACCCCACUCCCGUCCAACCGCCCCCACCCUCCCCCGGCUGCCCGUUUCCGCUCUCCACCCCCGCGACCGUGUGCGGCUUCCAACCGCCCAACGGUGUCACACCCCCUGCCCCCUCAUGCCAUCCGCUCCCCCCGCCCCUACCCUCCGCGUGCCCGCUCCCUCGCCGCCUCUUUUGACCCUCCCUGCCCCCCUCGCCGUUACCCACCGCUCGCCAUUCGCUCCUCCCCGCCCGUGCCCUCCCCUCGUUUACCUUCGCCUCCCCCCUCCCCUCCUCUGCUGCACGCCUCUUCCUUCCCCUCGCUAACCCACUCCACUCCCUGCCCCUCCUCAAUCCGCACCCUGCCCCUCGUUUCUCGCCCCCCUACGCUUGGUUUCUCCCCUCCCUGCCCCUCGCCGCCUUUCUCCGCUCCCCACCUCCCCCCUCUCCCUGCCCCCCCACUCUCCUCCACUUGCCCUUGGCUUCCCACCUCCCUGCCCCACCUUUCCCCCCUCCGUGUGCUCAGCUUCUCCCCUCCCUGCCUCUCCCUCCUCCCCGCCCUGCCCCUCAUUUUCCGCCCCCCCACGCCCGGUUUCUCCCCUCCCUGCACCUCCCUUUCUUUCUCCGUGCCUCUCCUUUGCUCCCUCCCUGCCCCCGCCUGCCCAUGCCCCUGUCUUUGGUUUCUCCCCUCCCUGCCCCACGUUUCUUCCCUCCCUGAGAUCACCUUGUACCCCCUCUGCCCCUCCCUUGUUCUCCCCGCACCCAUUGCUUCUCCCCUCCCUGCCCUUGAUUUCCCGCACCCCUGCCCUUGUUUCCUACCAUCCAUGCCCCUCGUUUCCCCUCUUUGUACGUUCACCCUCUUCCCUCCCUGCCCCUCCCUUCCUCCCCCCCUGCCCUUUGCUUUCCCCUCGUUACGCUCCCUUCUCCCCAUCCCUGCUGCCCUCUUACCACCAUCAGCCCGUCCCCACCACCAGCCCCCCUCCCACCCUUCUCCCCCCCCCCCCUCUCCCUCUCUCUCUCUCUCUCUCUCUCUUUCUCUCGCACACACACACACACACACACUCCCCUCCCCCACCCCCCACCCACAUCCUCCCGUUCUGCCCCUCCCUGCCCCUGUUCCACCCCCUCGCACGCCCCUCACCUCUCACCUCCGUUCAACUGGAUUCCCCCCCUCUGGUGCAUCCCUUGCAUCGCUCGCCCCUCUGCUCACCCUCUGCCCGCCCCUUUUCCUUGCCCUCAGCUGGCCCAGCCCCUGCCCGUUGCUGCCCCUCCCCUUGCCCCCUCAACUCCCCUGCCCCCCGUACACCCCACUCCCGUCCAACCGCCCCCACCCUCCCCCGGCUGCCCGUUUCCGCUCUCCACCCCCGCGACCGUGUGCGGCUUCCAACCGCCCAACGGUGUCACACCCCCUGCCCCCUCAUGCCAUCCGCUCCCCCCGCCCCUACCCUCCGCGUGCCCGCUCCCUCGCCGCCUCUUUUGACCCUCCCUGCCCCCCUCGCCGUUACCCACCGCUCGCCAUUCGCUCCUCCCCGCCCGUGCCCUCCCCUCGUUUACCUUCGCCUCCCCCCUCCCCUCCUCUGCUGCACGCCUCUUCCUUCCCCUCGCUAACCCACUCCACUCCCUGCCCCUCCUCAAUCCGCACCCUGCCCCUCGUUUCUCGCCCCCCUACGCUUGGUUUCUCCCCUCCCUGCCCCUCGCCGCCUUUCUCCGCUCCCCACCUCCCCCCUCUCCCUGCCCCCCCACUCUCCUCCACUUGCCCUUGGCUUCCCACCUCCCUGCCCCACCUUUCCCCCCUCCGUGUGCUCAGCUUCUCCCCUCCCUGCCUCUCCCUCCUCCCCGCCCUGCCCCUCAUUUUCCGCCCCCCCACGCCCGGUUUCUCCCCUCCCUGCACCUCCCUUUCUUUCUCCGUGCCUCUCCUUUGCUCCCUCCCUGCCCCCGCCUGCCCAUGCCCCUGUCUUUGGUUUCUCCCCUCCCUGCCCCACGUUUCUUCCCUCCCUGAGAUCACCUUGUACCCCCUCUGCCCCUCCCUUGUUCUCCCCGCACCCAUUGCUUCUCCCCUCCCUGCCCUUGAUUUCCCGCACCCCUGCCCUUGUUUCCUACCAUCCAUGCCCCUCGUUUCCCCUCUUUGUACGUUCACCCUCUUCCCUCCCUGCCCCUCCCUUCCUCCCCCCCUGCCCUUUGCUUUCCCCUCGUUACGCUCCCUUCUCCCCAUCCCUGCUGCCCUCUUACCACCAUCAGCCCGUCCCCACCACCAGCCCCCCUCCCACCCUUCUCCCCCCCCCCCCUCUCCCUCUCUCUCUCUCUCUCUCUCUCUCUCUUUCUCUCGCACACACACACACACACACACUCCCCUCCCCCACCCCCCACCCACAUCCUCCCGUUCUGCCCCUCCCUGCCCCUGUUCCACCCCCUCGCACGCCCCUCACCUCUCACCUCCGUUCAACUGGAUUCCCCCCCUCUGCCCCUGCCCGUUGCUGCCCCUCCCCUUGCCCCCUCAACUCCCCUGCCCCCCGUACACCCCACUCCCGUCCAACCGCCCCCACCCUCCCCCGGCUGCCCGUUUCCGCUCUCCACCCCCGCGACCGUGUGCGGCUUCCAACCGCCCAACGGUGUCACACCCCCUGCCCCCUCAUGCCAUCCGCUCCCCCCGCCCCUACCCUCCGCGUGCCCGCUCCCUCGCCGCCUCUUUUGACCCUCCCUGCCCCCCUCGCCGUUACCCACCGCUCGCCAUUCGCUCCUCCCCGCCCGUGCCCUCCCCUCGUUUACCUUCGCCUCCCCCCUCCCCUCCUCUGCUGCACGCCUCUUCCUUCCCCUCGCUAACCCACUCCACUCCCUGCCCCUCCUCAAUCCGCACCCUGCCCCUCGUUUCUCGCCCCCCUACGCUUGGUUUCUCCCCUCCCUGCCCCUCGCCGCCUUUCUCCGCUCCCCACCUCCCCCCUCUCCCUGCCCCCCCACUCUCCUCCACUUGCCCUUGGCUUCCCACCUCCCUGCCCCACCUUUCCCCCCUCCGUGUGCUCAGCUUCUCCCCUCCCUGCCUCUCCCUCCUCCCCGCCCUGCCCCUCAUUUUCCGCCCCCCCCACGCCCGGUUUCUCCCCUCCCUGCACCUCCCUUUCUUCUCCGUGCCUCUCCUUUGCUCCCUCCCUGCCCCCGCCUGCCCAUGCCCCUGUCUUUGGUUUCUCCCCUCCCUGCCCCACGUUUCUUCCCUCCCUGAGAUCACCUUGUACCCCCUCUGCCCCUCCCUUGUUCUCCCCGCACCCAUUGCUUCUCCCCUCCCUGCCCUUGAUUUCCCGCACCCCUGCCCUUGUUUCCUACCAUCCAUGCCCCUCGUUUCCCCUCUUUGUACGUUCACCCUCUUCCCUCCCUGCCCCUCCCUUCCUCCCCCCCUGCCCUUUGCUUUCCCCUCCCCCUGCCCGUUGCUGCCCCUCCCCUUGCCCCCUCAACUCCCCUGCCCCCCGUACACCCCACUCCCGUCCAACCGCCCCCACCCUCCCCCGGCUGCCCGUUUCCGCUCUCCACCCCCGCGACCGUGUGCGGCUUCCAACCGCCCAACGGUGUCACACCCCCUGCCCCCUCAUGCCAUCCGCUCCCCCCGCCCCUACCCUCCGCGUGCCCGCUCCCUCGCCGCCUCUUUUGACCCUCCCUGCCCCCCUCGCCGUUACCCACCGCUCGCCAUUCGCUCCUCCCCGCCCGUGCCCUCCCCUCGUUUACCUUCGCCUCCCCCCUCCCCUCCUCUGCUGCACGCCUCUUCCUUCCCCUCGCUAACCCACUCCACUCCCUGCCCCUCCUCAAUCCGCACCCUGCCCCUCGUUUCUCGCCCCCCUACGCUUGGUUUCUCCCCUCCCUGCCCCUCGCCGCCUUUCUCCGCUCCCCACCUCCCCCCUCUCCCUGCCCCCCCACUCUCCUCCACUUGCCCUUGGCUUCCCACCUCCCUGCCCCACCUUUCCCCCCUCCGUGUGCUCAGCUUCUCCCCUCCCUGCCUCUCCCUCCUCCCCGCCCUGCCCCUCAUUUUCCGCCCCCCCACGCCCGGUUUCUCCCCUCCCUGCACCUCCCUUUCUUUCUCCGUGCCUCUCCUUUGCUCCCUCCCUGCCCCCGCCUGCCCAUGCCCCUGUCUUUGGUUUCUCCCCUCCCUGCCCCACGUUUCUUCCCUCCCUGAGAUCACCUUGUACCCCCUCUGCCCCUCCCUUGUUCUCCCCGCACCCAUUGCUUCUCCCCUCCCUGCCCUUGAUUUCCCGCACCCCUGCCCUUGUUUCCUACCAUCCAUGCCCCUCGUUUCCCCUCUUUGUACGUUCACCCUCUUCCCUCCCUGCCCCUCCCUUCCUCCCCCCCUGCCCUUUGCUUUCCCCUCCCCCUGCCCGUUGCUGCCCCUCCCCUUGCCCCCUCAACUCCCCUGCCCCCCGUACACCCCACUCCCGUCCAACCGCCCCCACCCUCCCCCGGCUGCCCGUUUCCGCUCUCCACCCCCGCGACCGUGUGCGGCUUCCAACCGCCCAACGGUGUCACACCCCCUGCCCCCUCAUGCCAUCCGCUCCCCCCGCCCCUACCCUCCGCGUGCCCGCUCCCUCGCCGCCUCUUUUGACCCUCCCUGCCCCCCUCGCCGUUACCCACCGCUCGCCAUUCGCUCCUCCCCGCCCGUGCCCUCCCCUCGUUUACCUUCGCCUCCCCCCUCCCCUCCUCUGCUGCACGCCUCUUCCUUCCCCUCGCUAACCCACUCCACUCCCUGCCCCUCCUCAAUCCGCACCCUGCCCCUCGUUUCUCGCCCCCCUACGCUUGGUUUCUCCCCUCCCUGCCCCUCGCCGCCUUUCUCCGCUCCCCACCUCCCCCCUCUCCCUGCCCCCCCACUCUCCUCCACUUGCCCUUGGCUUCCCACCUCCCUGCCCCACCUUUCCCCCCUCCGUGUGCUCAGCUUCUCCCCUCCCUGCCUCUCCCUCCUCCCCGCCCUGCCCCUCAUUUUCCGCCCCCCCCCGCCCGGUUUCUCCCCUCCCUGCACCUCCCUUUCUUUCUCCGUGCCUCUCCUUUGCUCCCUCCCUGCCCCCGCCUGCCCAUGCCCCUGUCUUUGGUUUCUCCCCUCCCUGCCCCACGUUUCUUCCCUCCCUGAGAUCACCUUGUACCCCCUCUGCCCCUCCCUUGUUCUCCCCGCACCCAUUGCUUCUCCCCUCCCUGCCCUUGAUUUCCCGCACCCCUGCCCUUGUUUCCUACCAUCCAUGCCCCUCGUUUCCCCUCUUUGUACGUUCACCCUCUUCCCUCCCUGCCCCUCCCUUCCUCCCCCCCUGCCCUUUGCUUUCCCCUCGUUACGCUCCCUUCUCCCCAUCCCUGCUGCCCUCUUACCACCAUCAGCCCGUCCCCACCACCAGCCCCCCUCCCACCCUUCUCCCCCCCCCCCCUCUCCCUCUCUCUCUCUCUCUCUCUCUCUCUCUUUCUCUCGCACACACACACACACACACACUCCCCUCCCCCACCCCCCACCCACAUCCUCCCGUUCUGCCCCUCCCUGCCCCUGUUCCACCCCCUCGCACGCCCCUCACCUCUCACCUCCGUUCAACUGGAUUCCCCCCCUCUGCCCCUGCCCGUUGCUGCCCCUCCCCUUGCCCCCUCAACUCCCCUGCCCCCCGUACACCCCACUCCCGUCCAACCGCCCCCACCCUCCCCCGGCUGCCCGUUUCCGCUCUCCACCCCCGCGACCGUGUGCGGCUUCCAACCGCCCAACGGUGUCACACCCCCUGCCCCCUCAUGCCAUCCGCUCCCCCCGCCCCUACCCUCCGCGUGCCCGCUCCCUCGCCGCCUCUUUUGACCCUCCCUGCCCCCCUCGCCGUUACCCACCGCUCGCCAUUCGCUCCUCCCCGCCCGUGCCCUCCCCUCGUUUACCUUCGCCUCCCCCCUCCCCUCCUCUGCUGCACGCCUCUUCCUUCCCCUCGCUAACCCACUCCACUCCCUGCCCCUCCUCAAUCCGCACCCUGCCCCUCGUUUCUCGCCCCCCUAUGCUUGGUUUCUCCCCCCCUGCCCUUUGCUUUCCCCUCGUUACGCUCCCUUCUCCCCAUCCCUGCUGCCCUCUUACCACCAUCAGCCCCCCCUGCCCGUUGCUGCCCCUCCCCUUGCCCCCUCAACUCCCCUGCCCCCCGUACACCCCACUCCCGUCCAACCGCCCCCACCCUCCCCCGGCUGCCCGUUUCCGCUCUCCACCCCCGCGACCGUGUGCGGCUUCCAACCGCCCAACGGUGGUGCGCACGGGGCGUUUCUUCGCGCGGGCAAGCCUCCCCGGGGGCCCCCCACCCCGCUGA